Messenger RNA from Menidia menidia (Atlantic silverside), 1991 nucleotides. The record is from the annotation of a GenBank genome assembly. Lineage: Eukaryota; Metazoa; Chordata; Actinopteri; Atheriniformes; Atherinopsidae.
CGGGUUUUCAAUAAGCAUUUGCAGAUUUGCAUAAUCCAUUAGCUGGGCCUAUAUUAUGCUAAUUCUGCUUUGAGGGGUGGAAAAGUUUGUAUUGUUCUGUGGAAAAAUGAAGUUUCCAACACAGAAGUUGUGAAGAGGUAUUUCAUCUACGUUCAGAUUCUGCCAUUGUCCGUUUGUCUGGACAGGUGUGGGGAAAACGAAGGCCCCCCCCGUGCUCCAGCUCGUGCCCCUGUGUGCUUCUUUCUGGCCAGGUGAGCAGCAGCGUGGAGCUGUGGCCUGCUCGUUGUGCGCGGACAACUUGGGCUUGUUGACCUGAAGUUGUUUGCUCGGCUUCGUCAGCGUGGCCCUUCCCGGUGUCAGAGAUGUCCGGCUAUUGGCCGAGCCCGGGAGGGCACGUCAUCCUCAUCAAUCAGAAACGGAUGUUUUCUUCUCUGUGGAAUGUCCCCACGCUUGUCCGGCCGCCCGUCCGUGCGUGGCUGGAUGCACGAGAGGCCGGGCGUAAAGUGCAACCCCCGUCCAAUGACUAUGCGGGGGGGAAAAGGUGAUAAUGACUUCCUAUCAAGAGUUAACGGCCGAGGAGCAGAGCAGCCUUCUGUUCACUGACUUCUUUCGAGCUAAAGAGGUCAUAAACCUGGAAGUGGGCGGCGGGUCUCAUCCUGAACUCCGCCGUUGCCAGGAGGAGGGUAAACAGGAGGUGGAAGCUCCUUCUGGAUUUUAUUCUGCGUGCCUCACGGGGCUCACCUCUCCGGACAGCCCUCCUCCUCCUCCUCCUGAGCCGCUACGUGGGAGCACCGGGGGCUGCUGCGCACCGGCCUCCCUACACUCGUGGCGUGUCCCCCGGCGGCUCAGGGCGCACAGCUCUCCGGGAGGAGGGCGAGCCAACGGCGAGGCUGGACAGUCCGGCUUUGGGUCAUCGCCAGAGCACGUGCAAACGUCGUUAAACGACGGCCGAGAGAUGCACGUCGCCAAAGGGAGCUGGGUCCACCCGGGACGGAACGGGACAGCUGCGGAUGACAGGAUGGAAACUUUUGAGUGGAUGAGGAUGAAAAGGAGUCAGCACCGGUCGGCCAGAAUGCACAUGACCUGUGGGUUCAGUGUUGGCUCGGGCCUCGGCAUUCUGGAGCCCGGAUGCCACAGCAUCUGCACGGACGGCCACCACGCGGCGACCGGGGCCCCGAGGACCAACUACAGCACCAAGCAGCUGACCGAGCUGGAGAAGGAGUUCCACUUCAACAAGUACCUGACGCGGGCCAGGCGGGUCGAGGUGGCCAACGCCCUGCAGCUCAGCGAGACGCAGGUGAAAGUUUGGUUUCAAAACAGACGCAUGAAGCAGAAGAAAUUGCAAAGGGAUGGGUUUCUGUGCGAGCAGCGGCCCGGGGCCCCGCGUGCACACGCCGAGCCUUUGGACACACAGCCGUCUGCCGGACCGACCUCUCCAGAGCACCUGCCCCUGAACUUGUGAACUGCGCCGUGCGCGUCGUGCGUUAGGCGGUGCGGACGUCAGCCAGCAGAUGUUUUCAUUCGCGUUUGCAUCGCUCUCAAUCAGGCUUUACCUUUAUUUGUUUACAACGAUGGAUGCUAUUCGCGAGACGCGCAAUGGCAGGUAUCUCCAUGCAAGAACGGGUGAAUGCGAUUUGUCAUUCUCCCCGGCUUCAGACUGGCGCUCUGAUUUGAAUAUUAAAAUUCAAGUCAUCCCAUUGCGCUCCUAUUUACACAAUGUAAACGAAGAUACAAACUUACUCAAUUGACCAUAAACGCUGUGUAGGGCUUUUUGUUUAUUUUGGAAAAUUUAUUCAGGAACCGACGUUGUUGGGAUAUAUUUAAUUCAACAGAACAUAUGUCUAAUAGUUUCAUUUACAGCACACAAAUUAAAUUAAUUGAUUUCAGGUCAUUUUGUGUUUUUUAUUUCGGAACAGAGACUAUAUUUGGCGUCAUUUAUAAUCGUUAUCAAUGAGUUCAGAAAGUUAUUCCGAAAAAAACACACUGGUACU